Cannabis sativa is the source of this 1748-nucleotide messenger RNA. Its product is annotated as V-type proton ATPase subunit C. The transcript has 11 exons. Gene Ontology annotation, cellular component: vacuolar proton-transporting V-type ATPase, V1 domain. The coding region runs from base 204 to 1331 and encodes 375 amino acids. The record is from RefSeq and is a predicted model, not a curated record. Gene Ontology annotation, molecular function: proton-transporting ATPase activity, rotational mechanism. Lineage: Eukaryota; Viridiplantae; Streptophyta; Magnoliopsida; Rosales; Cannabaceae. Gene Ontology annotation, biological process: proton transmembrane transport.
CUUCCUUUUUGCUGAUAAGGACAAAUAAUUUGGUCCUUUUUUUAUUGAAGCUUCGUUCCUCCUAUUAAAAUAAAUAAAUAAAUUUCCAUAAAAUCUCAUUUGAUAUAUAAAAUUUGAUAUUUAUAUAUUUGAUCUAUAGAAGAGAGAAAGAGAAAGAAAGUUAGUGUUUAUUUGGUUCAAAUUUUUCUCUGUAAAUCGUAUCAAUGGCGAAUAGGUAUUGGGUGGUUUCUCUUCCUGUUCAGGGAUCUGCUUCUUCUCUAUGGAAUCGUCUCCAAGAACAAAUCUCUAAGCACUCCUUUGAUACUCCACUCUACAGAUUCAAUAUUCCUAGUCUUCGCGUCGGAACGCUGGACUCGCUUCUCUCUCUCAGCGAUGAUCUCGUGAAGUCAAACAACUUCGUUGAAGGAGUGUCUCACAAGAUCAGAAGGCAGAUCGAGGAGCUGGAAAGGGUUUCGGGUGGCGAGAGCAGCUCUCUUACUGUUGAUGGAGUACCUGUUGAUUCGUAUCUCACAAGGUUUGUUUGGGAUGAAGCUAAGUAUCCCACCAUGUCUCCUCUGAGGGAGAUUGUGGAUGGCAUUCACAGUCAAGUGGCUAAGAUUGAGGAUGAUCUUAAAGUGCGUGUGGGUGAGUAUAACAACGUGCGCAGUCAGCUUAAUGCUAUCAAUCGAAAGCAAGCUGGAAGCUUAGCAGUCCGUGAUCUUUCUAAUCUAGUUAAACCAGAGGAUAUCGUUUCUUCAGAACAUCUGGUCACACUGCUUGCAGUUGUUCCCAAGUAUUCACAAAAGGAUUGGCUGGCGAGCUAUGAGACACUGACCAACUAUGUGGUUCCCAGGUCCUCAAAGAACCUGUAUGAAGAUAAUGAAUAUGCUCUUUACACUGUAACACUAUUCAAUCGUGUUGCAGACAAUUUCAAAACAAGUGCACGCGAAAAAGGCUUUCAAAUUCGUGAAUUUGAAUAUAGUCCAGAAGCUCAAGAAGGUCGAAAGCAGGAGCUAGAAAAAUUGGUGCAAGACCAAGAAGGUCUGAGAAGCUCUCUUUUACAGUGGUGCUACACCAGUUAUGGCGAGGUUUUCAGCUCCUGGAUGCACUUCUGUGCUGUACGGAUCUUUUCGGAGAGCAUUCUUAGAUAUGGGCUGCCACCAUCUUUCUUGUCAUUCGUUUUAGCUCCAUCUCUGAAGGGUGAGAAGAAAGUACGUCAUAUCCUUGAAGGGUUGUGCGACAGUACAAACAGCACAUAUUGGAAAGCUGAAGAUGAGGUCGGAGCUAUGGCUGGUUUAGGAGGCGAAGCUGAUACUCAUCCGUACGUCUCCUUUACAAUUAAUCUUAUUUGAUCUGAGAUUGUUUGAGUGAGAUGUGGAGUCAUUCAGUUACAGUAUUACAGUUUCUUGUCCAUUAUUUUGAAGCCUGAACCUGCGGAUUUUUCUCUCCAAUAAAAUAAAUGUGGGUGGGAUAAACAAAACAAAUAUUGUAUAUUAGAGAGGAGGAGGUGCAUUAUUAUUAUUAUUAUAAUUUAUGGCCAUAAUUCUUUGGGUUUGUUUAAUUGGGAUUCGUGAGGGUUUUUCAUUUUUAAUGAGAAGUAUAAAUUGUCUUAGCAUAUAUCUUGAACUCGUUGCUAAGAAGGAACGAACAGAUUCGACUCUCUUUAAAAGGGUUUAAAAAGCAAAAUGUUAUUGCUUUGCUUUACCUUAUUUAUUUGUAAUGUAUUUGUAUUUAUUUUUUGUUAUUUUUUAAGACUUGAGAUUUCGCUA